CUAUGAGCCAGCUAAACAACAAUUUAUAUCAAAAACAGAAGUUGUUUCACAUCACUUCUCAGAAGUUGUAGGCUUGGAGCCUUAUACCACCUAUUGGUUUUCUGUUUAUGCUUAUAAUACACGUGGACUGAGUGAAUUAACAGACAGAGUGUAUGUGCAGACCUUGGAAGAUGGUAAUUAGUGCUGUUUUAAAAUGCACCAUUCACACUCACUUCUUUGAUCCCAGCUUUAAUAAAUUUAAUAGAAGCUCCUUGUAGACAUCAAGUAAAAAAUAACAUUUAAAAAUACUAUGAUUUAAAAACUGUCAUAAAGUAAAUUGAUUUAUUCAUGGUGAGGAUUUUUUUUUUACAUAGUGGUUCCCACCAAUAAAAUUGUUUAUUGACCAUUCAAAUUCUCUCUGUACACCCUUCUGUUUUCUCAAUGGAAGAUGAAAAUGACAUUAAUUUGUUUAAUAAAUUACUCUUAGAAUUCUCAAAUGUACAAAUUUGCCCCUGGCAUCCUUUUGAGAUGCACUGUGGUGCAAUGCGACACUUUAGAAACAAUCACACUAUGGUGGGCAAUAUGUAUUAACAAUUCAUAAAUCUAUUAUAAAGAUUAGGCAUUUACACAAAAGGCCUAACAUUUUUAGCUCCUUGCCACACUUUUACCUUUUUUAUAAAGGUAAUUCCAAAUUAAAUGUACAGCUCAUGUAUGACAUCUGAAGUAUUUCACCUAUCUUAUUUACAUGUUGGAAAGACAAUAUCAUAGCUUUUAAAUUUUUUUUAUUAUAAUAAAUUAUCUUGGAGUAUUUUCUGGUCUAAAAAUAUAGAUGUAAUUUUGCAAAUAAAAAAUAAUUCUACAUGUUAAGGAAUAGAUUUUAAUAUUUUAAAUCUAUUAUCUAUUUUGAAAGUUACAGAGUAAAUAUAAGCAAACUACACAACACACUAGUCCUUAUCCUAAUCUUUCUCCACGGCUCACUGUGCUGCUGCAAGUAGUCAUUUUGCUGUGGGAACAGCUUACAAAAAAAAUACUAUCAUGCUUUGGAAUAACUCAUGAAAGUCAAGACUUUUUAAAAUCACUCAGAAAACUUGCACUAGAAUCUAGUUGGUGUUUAAAUGUGUGUUUUCAAGUUUUAUGUAGCAAAAAAAUUAUGAUGUUAAGAUUCCUCUCUCUCCCCACCACACCCACCCUUUCUUUCUAAUUUGUUAGUUCCAGCAGCCGUUCCCAAGAUAACUGUCUCUGUUCAUGAAUAUUACAAUGCUCUGGUCACUUGGACACCACUUAGUCUUGCCCAGAGCAGGGGGAUUGUUACAGGCUACCGAGUGUACUAUCGUCAGCCUAUUGAUGAAGUUGAAAUUGUAACAGAAUUAUCAGCUGACCAAACAUCUUGCCUCAUAAGUAAGUUAAUUUGUUAUAAUUCUUUCAUUUUGAUCAUAUUGAGCAGUGUGUCAUGUGGGUUUGAAUUGAGUUUCAUCUUUUGCUUCUGGAAAUAUGAACACAUUUUUAUGCAUGAAGUGAUUAUUUAUUGCUGCAAGCCGGCUUUUGGUAUGAGUAUGUUAAAGCAGGGCUAUUAGAGUAUUUAGAGCCACCAAUAUCUUUUAGUGAAUUUGAUGUUAGCUUCAUAAUUAUAUAGCAUAAAAAUAUAUAAAAUCUAAACAUUUCUUCAACAGCUGGCUUGGAGCCUGGAAGUACAUAUGAAGUAUUAGUACUGGCAUCUACGAGUGCUGGUUUUCCAAAGCGUGAUAAUGUGCAAUGGACCACAUUUUCUUUGCCGCCAGCAGAUAGUAAGAAGUGUAUUGUAUUUAUAUUGGCUUGUUUUGGCUCUAUGUCGUAAUUCAGAUAUGGCCGGUCUGUGGGUCUCCUCCACAUUAAAUUUUUCAGCUGUAGGAUGCAUAAUAAAUAAACUUCAUCUUUCAUUAUACAUAGAAAUAAAUGUUGAAAGUUAAGCAAGAAAUAAGAUUAAAAAAAUAUAUUAGUUUAGUUUUAUUUUGCUGUGUUCAUUUAACUUUCGUUGUGUUCAGUAAGAACAGAUAAAUUAUUAUAUAAAGAGUUAUGUUUAGCUCAUUUAUUUGGUUUAUAAACAUGGCUUUUGAAAAUUUAAAUCACUAUCAAUAUAGCGUGCAAAGUUAUGUUUGUUGGCCACUUCUGCUUUAGUUAUAUGAUGUUUAAUUUGUUUUUUUUCUUGUGUGCAUUAAAAAUAAAAAUCUGUUACUUCUCUUUUUUUACUGUCAUAUUAUUCAUAAAUUAGCACUUUUUAUAUUUUCAAAAUUGGCUUAGCAAAUACAAAUUUGUGUACUUUUUUGCAAUCAGACUCAAGUCCUCCUAUGCUCAGUAUCAAGUAUGUCAACAUGUCAGCUGUUAAACUUGAAUGGCAGGCUCCCAAAAUAGAUCCACCUCCUUCUGGUGACCAUUCUGUCAUUGGUUAUGAGCUUGAAAUUCCUGUUGGUGAAGAUGAUGAUGACUCCAUGCUAGUCAAAUUAUUGCCAUCAGAUCAAUCCUACUUGCUCACAGAUUUAGGCGAGUGUUAGUUGUACGCUUUUGAUUAGUUUUAGAUAAAACCACCCCCCCCCCCAUCAUUUCACAAAUACUUGUCUUGUAAGCCUCUAUUUAUGUAUGCAAUGGUAUCAGGCUUUGCUCAAGUAAUUUGAAAUCAUUUUUAUUAGUUUUUGAUAAAACCCCCCCCCCCCCCAUCAUUUCACAAAUACUUGUCUUGUAAGCCUCUAUUUAUGUAUGCAAUGGUAUCAGGCUUUGCUCAAGUAAUUUGAAAUCUUGCAUGGUGAAAAUAUAAUUUUUCCUUCAUGAACACUUUUUUCUUUUUUUUCUAGUUGAUCUUUAUCCAAUUUUAACAUUCUCAUUUACAGAUAAUGAGAAAUCAUAUGUGGUCACUCUGUAUGCUAAAACUAAGUCAGGGUUAUCAGCUCCUAUAACUCGUGACUUUAAACUGGAAGCCUUAGCUCAACAGCUGGUGCCCAGUAAUUUUAUAGCAUCAGAAGUCACUUCAAACAGCGUCUUAUUGGAUUGGUCACCCAUUGCAGCUAGUGUCACAGCAUAUGAAGUCUGCUAUUGUAUUGAACUAGACAAAUCAGAUGGGUUAUGCAGAACAAGGUAAUUUUUAGUUUUAUUUAACUAUUUAUUCUGCAUAUGAAUUACUUUUAGAUCUAUUUUCUAUGAUUUACUAGUUUUUGAUCAACCUGAAUUUGUCUAUCGUGCAACACUUGACACAAUAAAUAUUAAAAAAUACCACACAAAUAGAGCACUGCUUGAAAUUGCGUUAGACAAAAAAAAAUAUUGCCUCAACUCAUUUUAUGUGAAAGAUUUUCAUUCUGGCAAAUAGUUCAGCAAAAUGGUGAAACAUUUGCCAAUAGCAUAUUUACUAAUCUUUUGUCCAAAAUUUAAAAUAAAAACAGCUUUUAUGUCAAAAGUUAGUAAAUAUCUGACAGUUUUUGUUUUAACACAGUGCAUUUUUACCUAGACUCACUAAAGAAAAAUAACAGUGCAAAUUUUACAAAAUAGAUGAAUAUAUGGCUUGAUGGGAUAUAUGGCUUGAUGGAUAAGUGAUAGUUAUUGUGUAAACAUUUUAACAAACAGAAACUAAGAGUUUUAAAGGGCAACAUUAAGUUAUUGUUGCAUUCAAAUACAAGAAAAGCUAAAGGGGUUGAAAGACACAGUUGUGUAAUGAUUAACUUAUGUCAUCAUAACUCGGUAAAGGUGGUGUGCAAAAAUAUGCAGAUUUUUUUUUUUUAUUUGUGUUUAUUAGGAGUUGAAAUUUAAAAAGAAAUGGGAACAUACUUAAGUUGCAUUAAUUUUAAUUGAUUGCUUAUUAAUUUCUGUCAUCUUAGUAACCUGACUUCAAUCAUUGUACCUGAGUUAGAGCCUUUCAAGUGGUAUGAAUUUAAGAUACGUGCUUUGAUAGCAAGUGGUAAUGGAGACUUCAGCAACCUUAUUACAGUACAAACAAAAGAAGGCAGUGAGUUAUUUUUACUUUUUUUGGGGCUUAAUUGUACAUAUUUUCUUGGUUCUUGCUUGAAGCACCCAUCAGGCUUGAGUUAAGUAUAAUUUCAGACCUUUUUACUUAUAAGAUUUUGGUGUAAAUUAUAAGAUUUUGGUGUAAAUUGUAUGAUUUUUAGAUAUCUUUUGCGAUUGUACACCAAGACCUGUUAGAAUUAUGAUUUAAAGAGACCGUUUUGAAAAUUUGUACAUUCCGGUAGUUUUUACAAUUAAAAAAGGAUUUUUAACCCAUAAACUGUGGCAUGCAUCAUUCUGUGGUGUGGAGCUUUUCAGAGUGUUUUGAGUGCCAUUUGAAAUUGCAUUAAAUGACAGAAAUAUUGAUAGAAGACCCUUAUAAGUAUAUAUUUUUAGAAAAGUAAAUGGAUGGGAAUAAAGUUGACCAUAUUGCCCACCCUGUAAAAAAAUUUUUACUCAGUGUCCUUGACCUUGGAGUUCUCAAGAAAAAAAAAUCAACAAAAUGUCUUGCUUUCAAGUGCUCAUAACAUCUUUAAUUUUUAUAGAUUCACUUAAAACACAAAUCUAAAUGUUGUAGCCAAUUCAUUUAUCUUUAAGAAAAUGUAUUUUUUGCUAAGGUUUUGAUUGCAAUUAAACCCCUGAAAGCAAUUUUAGUAAUUUUAGGUCAUUUAUAUAAGAAACUGGGACCACUGCUAAAACCAAGUACAAAAUACAAAAUCUCAGGCAAAAUAGUUUUUAUUGACUAGUAAACAUUUAAAAAGGAACUGUGGACCUGAUUUGGGUUGUUAAACUAUAAAAUUUAUUAGUUCUGAACUAUAAUCUGUAGCUUCUGUGACUAAAAUUCACUCAGUCCUUGCCCAACCUCCUGGGCCUGGCUCGAAGUCUAACAGUAGCCUCUGUAGGCCUACUUCAGUAUCACUAAGACUGGUAUAAAAUUCGCGAGAAGAAUAAUCUCAACUGAUAUCGUCAUGGGGAAUGUUAAAAUCAUCAUCAGUAUCACUUAAAACCUAUCCUAAAAAGCUUUCAAACAUAUUUCUAUUAGUUCUUGCACUGAAGGCCCAGCCAUGGCCUCAACCAUUUUAGCUUAAAAAAAUAGCUAUACAAAACUCUGAUUAAAAAGUAUUUAUUUUCAAGUUAUUAACGAAACAGCUUGAACCGGAAGAUUUAUUUAUUAAUAAAAGGACGUGGCUAUAAUUCCGGUUAAAUAUUGGAUUGGAAGUUGCUAUCAGACUGUGUCUUUUAUUGGCCGCCACAGUACAGAACGAGAAAUUCGGCCAAUUUUUUCGGCCGACCACAGUUUGUGGGUUAAUAUGCUCUCUUCCUUUCAUCCACUUACAGCUUGUGGUAGUUAUUAGACUGUAAUAUGUUAAUGGGAAAUAGGCACAAUCAUUCAUCUAAUUUUAGAAGUUACCAUUUUUUUAUGCCAGAUUAACUCGAUCCCACUAGACACGCAAUGGGAGUAGUUAUUGUAAAUAUUGUAAAUAAUGUAGGAUUAUUUAUUAACUAUUAAGAAAUCGGUACUAUAGUGUACGAUACAAUUUUGAAACGAUAUUGUAUGAUUUUAGGAGAUUGAGGGUAAACAGGUCUGCAUUUUCAAAGAAAUAUUGUCAAAUAAUUCCAUUAAGAAUAUUUUUGAAUUUUCAAAUGAAAUAUUUAACCUUUCAUACUAAAACCCAGAAAGCAUUCCAUUUUUUAAUAUUGUUUUUAUUUUGUGAUUUAAAAAUUGCUGUUGUGUUAUUUAACAGAAUCAUCCGCUCCACUGAACUUCACACUGGAGAUAAUCAAACCUGGUUUCGUGCGACUAAUAUGGCUCCCACCUGCAGAGCCCAAUGGAAUCAUUACAUCAUAUGUAAUUUUAUACACUAAAGAGAGUGAAAAUACAGGAGAUUUCAAGUGGAAGGAAAUAACACAGCAGCCUCCUUUUACAUUCACAGAGAAAGGUAUAGUAGGUUAUUAUUAGUUUUAGCAGGUUAUUAUUAGUUUUAGCAGGUUAUUAUUAGUUUUAUUACUUACAGACAUUUAUUAAUAACUUAAACCUUUUAUUAUCCAUAUUUGUAGAAAAUAAUGUUGAACACUAAAGGUCUGAAAGGAAUGUACGAUAUAGCAUAUAAUUAAUGGAUAAGUAUUAACAUUUUUAAAAUUAAUAAUAAAUCAAACUAAAUAGUUUCCACAAAUGUCAGAUUUGAGCUGCCGGUUCAAAAGUCUCUUACCCUCUCCGUUGCUUCUCAACUACGUUUCAGCAAACUUGGUCUUCCUGCCAUUUAAUUAUUACCUGGAACAUAGAUAGCCCACAGAUUAGGUCCACCAUCUUCAUCCCUCUGUAUUUUUUUUAAAUUUUAAGUGAAAAGCUAGGUUUCAGAGGUUAACAGAAAUUAUAUGUGUGUAAUAAUUAAAAUUAAACUAGCAAAUUAUGUUAGCAAAUAACCACUCUUUUAAGUUUAUAUCUGUGGUGCAUAUUUUCCUCACUUUUAUUUGUGAUAACCAACAAAAGGAUGAAAUUGUAAAAUCAGAAACUUUGAUCUCAAAGUACCAAUCAACUAAAUUUUCUAUGUACCAGGUAUAUCAGCACAAGUUGAAGAAUUGGACGCUGGUCGCUAUUACUUUAAGUUGGCUGCUGUGAAUAGUGUUGGCCAAGGAAUACCCACAGACAAUCUGACUAUUGAAUUCAAAUGUCAGUAUGACUCAUCUUUGCUGUGCAAGGAACCUGUACUUCCAAAUACAAUUGGUAAAAUUAGUUUUCAUUUAUAUUUUUUAAUCAAGAUUCCAUCAUACAGUUAAGUAAAUGAGCUUUAAGAAAAUGUUGAAUAGCAACAUAGUUAUAUUUAAAAACUUCUGCAUUAUAUAUAUAUAUAUAUAUAUAUAUAUAGAAAGAAAGCAAUAAUGGAUUAUUUUUAGUAAAACUUAUAUCAUUAACAUUUGUACUCGUUUAAAAGCUUGAAAAGUGUAUAACACUCUCAUGUUGACCCAUAUAAUAAAAUAAUAUGCAAGGACAAGCACCACAGUACAAUGGAAAAUAAUUUUUGUUUCGAAAUCCAGACUUUAAAAAAUAAUUUUUGUGUAGGUAAAAGACUUAAAAAUUAAUAACUUACAGUUUAAUGUAUAGGACAGUUACUGGCUAGAUUAAUAAACUUACAGUUUAAGGUAUAAGACAGUUACUGGCUAGAUUAAUAAACUUACUAUGGUUUAUUGUAUAGGACAGUUACUCUACUCGCUUGGCAUGUCUGAAACAUACUGAACAUUUCAAAAAAUAGAUGACUGCCACUUGAAAUAAAAACACUUGUCUUUGUCUGCCUGUGUUAUGCUAUAAAUGUCAAUGAACAAGUAUGAAUGUCAUUAUUGCAGUCUUGUAACUGGUAUUAAAAAGAGGUCUGGUGCUGGUAUCAAACUGUAAUGAAAUGAGAGAUGCUCUGACUGUUAUAAAAAUAAAAUACAACUGCUGCUACAAUGUUAUAAAAUGUGACAAUCUGAUCCAAAUGUGUGGAACAGUUUGGAAUGCAUUGUUAGAACCCAAACUUGUGACCCUAUUUUGCCUUAGGGUGACAUUGGUUAGAUCUAAUUGCUUUUUUCGUCAUUGUUUUCAAUUAACAAAUCAACCUGACAAGAAAAUUAUAGAAAUCUCCUACGACCAGCUCAUAAAGCUGAUCACCCCACUACUCUCCCCCCCCCCCCCCCCCCCCCAAAAGCCUUUGUCAUCAUCUCUUAGUAAUGAUGACCACUAAACUAAUCAAUUAAAUUUGACAGGUUUUGAAUUUAUAUGCAAAAUGUUUUAUGCAAAGUAUAGCUCUUUAAAAUUAUUUUUGAAGCAAAGAAAAAGUAUUUUUUUAAAAAAAACAUUGCUUUUUUUUUUCCCCUCUUUUCUCUCCCCCCCCCCCCCCCCCCUCUCUCUAAUGUCAUGUGUUAGCAUUUAGAACUAGUUAAUUUACUUUAAACCAUAGGUCUCAUGUGUCACUGAAUUCAUCUUUGUUUAUUUUAUUUUUUUAGAAUAGCAAUUGUUUAGAAGUACCAUUCUUAUCAGCCUCCAUGGGAAGCAUUUUUAUGAAAAUUGUAUCACUUACAAUCUAGUUAAAUUUUAGGGAGUUGGUUAUUUUGAGAUCUGUUUACAAGAUUAUUUACAACUAUUUAGCAUACACAUUUUGAUAUAUAAAGAAUAAGGAAAAUGGGGGCUGAAAGUAAUAGGAUAGUGUGCACCAGUAGCUAACCCAAAUCAGUAAGCUUAAAGAACCUGACAUGGAUCUACCUCGUGUGUUACAACUCAGGGAUCAGUCAACAUAUUGCUUUAUUCAUUUACCCAUCCUCAGUCUCUAUGAAGAAGAAAAAAAAAAAAAGGAAAGUGUCAUUAAAAUAAUUGUUAAAAAUAAACUUUAAUUUAUUUAAUUAUUGCUAUUAGCUUGCAACUGUUUUUUUUAAUCAUUAAUGUUUCUUUAACAGACACUCUUUUGGUGUGUGUACCGGUCUUAGUGAAUGAUAUGUGUGCAUGUGUUGUAGGAAUUGCACUCAAUACUUAACACACAGACUUUGACUACAUUACAGUAUCUACCUCUUGCAAUAGAUAAGCAGUAUGUAUCUUUACGAACUCAACUGCAUCAUUUUUGAAAUAUCACUCAUUAUAUAUGUCUGAAGUCAUUAACUUGUGACACAUUGUAGCACAAACGCAUCAGAUAAAGAAAAAUUGACCUUUUCCUGUACUGGCAAAGAAAUAUUUAUUAAACCCUCAUUUAAGACUUUUAUGAUUAAAUGUCCCUAAUUUUUAUCCUUUUAAUCUCUUUAAUUAUAAAUUAUUAAUAGCAACAUAUUUUUAAAGGCUUAAUCAAAUAUUUAAAAGUUUUUUUAAAUUUAUAUCCAUGUUUUUUUUUCCUAUCUCGCAUUUUGAUCUUGAAAUUUUUAAGCUAGUCUAUAUAGAAUAGGUCUUAGUCAAUUCAUGCAAUGCCUAAAUUUUUUCAUCAUUUAAAUUCUUUGAUUUUUGUAUCUGAAGUGACAUUAUUUGGUAUUAAAGGUUUAAAGUUUUAAAAUGUGAAAAUAUCCAUUUCUAAAAUGGGAGUCCAAGAAGUUCUAGUUAAUUUAUAUAAAAUAUUAUGCAAAGCAUUUCUUAAAAAUGAUGUAAGACAGAAAGAUUUUUAUAUUUUUCCUAAGGACAGGAAGUAAAUUGAGAAUAUUUCAAGUUUGGGCCUUGAGCCCGCUUUUUAUUAUGUUGCAGACAUCCAUCUCCUCAUUCUCGUUUUAGUUGGGAAUUUUAUUUGACUGUGUUUAUUGUGUAUUUACUGUUGUAAAUAGUUCUAUUCAUUUUUACAUGAUAGUGGGCUGGGAUGAUUUGUGAAUAUUCAACUAAUGUAAAUGACAAUUAUUUUUUUGUUUUGUUUUGGUUUUAUGAAAUCACAGAUGCCCAAACUGUAUCUCAGGAGUACCGGUACUUUAUAUGACAGAUCACAUCAGUUUCUGGUAGCAUUAUGUCAAAUAUUCAUUCACUGUAGUUUUUGCCGUAGUGAAUGCCCUUCAUCCUCCCUUAGUUAAGUCUUCAAACUUGAAGGCUAUAUGUUCAUGGUUUUGAUCAUGUUGUCUUAAAAAGUCAUUAAUUUUUUUUACAUUUUUAUUUCAAUCCUUGUGAUGGCAUACUUUGGAAUAAUGAUAAGCUGUACUAACUAAUGACAUGAACAAAAACUGUAGCCAGAAGCGCCAAGCCUAUUGUUGACUCACCCAGAACACGCUGCCUGACUUGCCCAUACUGAUCAGGCCACAAAACUGCAUGAAUGGAAAAAACCUUUCUCUCAAAACAACCCCACCCCCGUAUGUUAACACCCAAGCUGCAUUAGAAUAGUUACCAGAAAAAAAAGCUCUUCCAAUUAAAAUUUAUUAAAUCUGUAAAGCAGGUAUAAAGGGAAGGAAACUGUUGAAUCAGAAAUAUUGAUUUUAAAAAUCUAUAUCUGUGUAUAUAGUCAAUUGGAGUUUUGUUUUAGGAUGGUGUUUGAUGAAGUCUAUAACAGUGUAACAGACAUCAACCUGCUAAUGUUUUUGAGUAUCAGCUUUAUUCUGUUUUCUUUCCUAAUAAUUUACAUACAACUAUCAUGGUAAAGCUAUUGCUUUGGUAAGUUUCAUUUCAGAAGUUUGGAAUGUGUCAAAAUUUAGGGAUGCUAGUAUUUGAAAUAUUUUAACUUUAUUUCAUAAUUGUCAAAAUGACAAUUUAAAAAUUAAUUUCCAUACUUAAAAAAGAUUAAUCUAUAUAAAAUGAAAUUUAUUGGAAAAAAUUUUUUAUUUUUUUUUGGUCCAAGAUUUUGUUUUUGACAAUGAUUUGUUCUGAUACAUUUGCAAUUUUAAAAAAAAAAAAACUUUUAAAAGUUUUAUUUUGUUCAACAUUAUUAUUAAAAUCUGUUUAAAAUGUUACUUUUGAAAUCUUUGUUUCCAUAUUUAAGUUAAACAUUGGUCAUGAUCUGAUACAUUGUUUUCUUAACCCCCCCCCCCCCCAUCUGCAUUAGAAUGAGUAUGUAUGCUAAGCAUUAUUUCUGGUAAUUGUAUUUUCUUCUAUGCAUUGCUCUAAAUUGCUAUUCCAUCGCUCUAAAUUGCUAUUGCAUUGAAUUAAAUUUAUUUUCUUUAACUUUAGCCAAAUGCAGUUAAUAUUAUUUUUAAAAUUGGAGAAUUCACAGAAGGUGUAUAUUUUUAUGAAUCCCGUUGAUUUAUGCAAGGAUUGAGUUGAGAACAGAUUUUUAAUGUUUUCUUAUGAUAAUUGAGUUAGAAAACUACCAUAGGUAUAUUCUGUUUACAGUUACUACAGAUACACCAGCCCAAGUGACCAACAGCGAAAUUGGCCUGAUUUUGGGAAUAGUGGCAGGAGUGUUUAGCUUAACAUUGGUUGUUAUAAUUGUAGUUUACCGCCGACACAGGUAAUUAUCUUGUUUUGACUGUUAGAUUUAAAGUUGAGCAGCUAUGGUUGACUAGAUCUUAAUAUAAAAAGGGCGUAUUGUGAUCAUAACUAUAGGUAUUAUUAACAUCUCUUUCUAUUUAAAAGAAAGAAAAAAAUCAAUCAUUUCUGACCUUAAAUUUCUUUCAAGAUUAAUGUUAAGGGAUCAAGACCCUAAUGCUAGUCAUCACCCAAUAUACAGAGGAAAUGGUCACAUCUCACCACCACCAAAUCAUGCUGGUCACCACACACCAGGAAAUGGACAUGCACACAUUAUAAGCAUGACCCAAGGAAACUAUGUUCAAGAUGUUACCAAUUUGCAUGAAUCAACGCCAAUGCUACAUCAGGUUAGUGUGCUGCUGGAUGCAAGUCAUUAAGAACAUAUCUGGUUAACAAAGUAAGUCUUGUGGUAUAUGAGCUCCAUUUUGGUUGCUUUGCCAGAAAGAAGGGGAAAAAAAGUUGCAGAAAUUUUAUAUCUUAAUUUUUAAACUUCGCUUUUUCAAUUGAAUUUUCUUUUAGUUCAUUAUAAGUUUGUUUCAACUCCUGUACAGAUACCUGAAAAUGAGCAAUCAGACUCCAAGGGUGGAUGUGACAUUAUUACACCAAAUGGUCUUCGUCCAAAUGGCUUUGUUAAAGCAAACCAUAAGUUGGUUGGUCAAACAAUUAUCUCACGAUCCUCCGGAGACCUAAAUAGCAGCAAUAACUCUGAGGUAAUUUUUAAAAAUACAUUUAUAAAAAUGAAUUUCUUUAGUUCUGGUAUUUUAUUUUGAAGGGCUUUUUAAAAGAUAAUUUCACUUGAAGCAUUUUCUGUACAUAUAUACAUUUAGUAGAAUGUACAUUUUCCGAACUAAUUUGGGAUGGGGAUGUUUCGGAUAACAAAUUUUUUUGAUCACUCAACAUCCCUUCAGAAAAAGUUAAUCAAGUUAAUGCAUAGAAUACAAAAUAUUCUUACUUUAUAGGUAUAUACGUAUUGUGCGUUAUUGCAGGUGUCAGUAACUUACCCUCUUCCUGCAAGAUAUGGUCAGAGCUAUUAUUAAUGGCAUGUGGACUAUAAAAAGAUAAUAAUAAAUGACUAAGAAUACAUCUUAUCAGUUGACAUAAAGGUUGUUGGCACUCUAAGUGUCAAAACCAGUGAGGACUGUAAUGUUUUAUCUGAGAAAAGAAGUCAUUUCCAAAAUUAGGUGACUGGUGCUUAGAUUUUUAAAAAAUAAUUACAAGUUUGCAGAUCCAAUUCUUCGAGUGACUUAUGACGUAUAUUUUGUUGGGUUACGCCAUUUCCCGUCGCCUAUGCAAAAUUUAGGUUUUCAAUUGGCUCCCAAUGUUAAAUUCUAACAAGUACUCUUCGAAAUAGAGAAUACAAAAAUAAAUAAAAUAAAGGGUUGGGUAAAAAUAACACAUUGCAUCAAUGUCAUGCCGCCGAUGGGUCUCCAUAUGUCUUUGAUUUCAGAGUUUCUCUUCCCUUAGAUAAGUUGCCAUUCAAGGUUGAGUCUCAUCCACCAUAUAUGUGUGUGUAUAAGCUCAAUUUGUCUUCUCCAAAUAUUGGUAAAAAGAUAUGAUUCUGAAAUUGUGACAUCAAAAUCUCUGCAUACAGAUUUAAUUUGGUAUGCAUAGUCUCAUGGGUUCAACUCAGUUUGGGAAUUUUAGGGAAAGUUUUUAACUUUGGAAAAUGUUUUUGGCACCCCUUUUUAGUUCAAAUGAUAUAGACAGUAUAAAACCCCUUCCCAAAAUAAAUAAUUUUUCCUUUUGACAUUGGGCUAUGACAAUAAAGUUCAGGGAUCAAAGCACUUAGGCUGUGAAGUCAUUUUGGUUUAAAAAUGGGCAAAUUAAAACAUAUUUUCUUACUGUGCAUUAUCAUUUUAUUUUGGUAGGUUGUUUCUCUUGUUAUUUUAUAACUACAGGUCGUGUUUAACUUGAAAUCGUGUUAUGAAGAAUACUUUCAGCAAAGAUAGGUUUUCAAAUUAAAAAUUUCAAAACCCUAAAAAUUAAGCCUUUAUUUAUGUAAAGUUACACUUAGGUAUGCUAUGUUUUGCCAGGAUUUCAAUCUGAAACAUUCAAGUUAUGCUUUUAUACUUAGUACUAAUCACCUUCUCAAAGUAUAAGAAUGUUCUCACUGCUCUAUAUUUCCAGGAACUCCAGGGACUGAUGGCAGCUAUGUUAACUUCAACUGAUGGAAGUGACACAUUGGCCAGUAGCAUUGAGUUGAUUCCAAUGUCUUCACUAGAUGAUAUUGAUCAUAAUGAUGAUGAGCUUGGUGACCACAGCAGUGAAGACAGUGGGACUGGCUGUAGGCGUGCUGGCAUGCCGUGCAGUGAACUCCACCCAAAUGGUUCUAGUCCUGCAAGCUCACCUGGAGGAAGUAGCAAGCAUAGAGGUUGGGAGAAGGGACGACAAGUAGAUGAAAUUGGAGGGGUUUUCAUCGAUAGAUCAACGGG
Molecule: messenger RNA, 13263 nt
Organism: Lymnaea stagnalis (great pond snail)
Lineage: Eukaryota; Metazoa; Mollusca; Gastropoda; Lymnaeidae
Source: the annotation of a GenBank genome assembly